Molecule: messenger RNA, 1104 nt
Organism: Saccostrea cuccullata (small rock oyster)
Lineage: Eukaryota; Metazoa; Mollusca; Bivalvia; Ostreida; Ostreidae
Product: receptor-type tyrosine-protein phosphatase F-like
Exons: 11
Biological process (GO): protein dephosphorylation
Molecular function (GO): protein tyrosine phosphatase activity
Source: RefSeq, a predicted model, not a curated record
AUGUAUAAUUAUGUAGAAUGUCUGAUUGGAACUUUUGGUGAAGAUUGUGCUAAAAACUGCAGUGUCUACUGUCUUGGGGGCCCUUUCUGCAAUAAACAGAAUGGACACUGUGAAAAUGGUUGCUCUCCAGGAUAUAGGGGAAAUCUCUGUAAUGACUUUUGUCGAAAUGGAUCUUUCGGUCAGAACUGCGGUGAUGAUUGUAGUGCACAAUUUUGUCAAGCAGGAAAUUUUGGGGAAAAAUGCUCUGAGAUCUGUGAUUCAAACUGCAAUCAAACCUGCCAUCACAUCAAUGGAUGCAAACAAGAAGAAGAAACGGGUCUUAAAUUUUCAAAUGUUUCGUCUCUGAAUGCGAUAUUUCUGGUUGCCGUCUUGGGUGGAUGCGCUGCGUUUAUUAUCAUUUUUGCAUUGGCUGUCAUUUUCGUAAGGUUAAAGAGGAAAGCAGGAAUAAAACUCAUGAAAAAGAUGGAAAUAACAUUGAAGGAAACAAGUUCUACGAUGGAACUUAUACCGAAAAAAAGCAACAAACAAGCACCGCAUAAUCAGAACCAGUUGGAUAAAGUACAUGACACAGCUAAAAAGGGCCGUCCUACAAACAAAAUCAUACCUGUGAGAAAUUUGAAUACUGUCAUAGCCAAAAUGUCCACUGCUGAAAAUGCUGGAUUUAAGCAUGAGUAUCAUGAAAUUCCAAGAGGCGAACUUUUUCCAUGCGAGGAAGGGAAGAAACUAGAAAACAAACCCAAAAAUAGAUACACAACAACUUACCCAUACGACCAUUCCCGAGUUGUUUUAAGAACUGACGCCUCGCAAGACGGAGAUUACAUCAAUGCAAAUUAUAUCGAGAAUGCUAUUGGUCAACGAUCCUACAUUGCAACUCAAGGUCCGAAACCAAAGACAAUCGGUGACUUCUGGAAGUUGGUGUGGCAGGAGGAAGUUUUCGUCAUUGUCUGUUUGACAAACCUUAAAGAAGGGGGAAAGAAUAAAUGUGCUCAAUAUUGGCCAGCUAUCUACGAUAAAAUCCAAACAGGGUACAUCACCAUAAGAAACCUGGAAGAGAGAAUAUAUGCAAAUUAUACAAUACGGCGAUUUAAAGCACAAAACAAUUCG